This is a messenger RNA of Pseudozyma hubeiensis SY62, 639 nucleotides long. RefSeq lists its product as hypothetical. The record is from RefSeq and is a predicted model, not a curated record. The transcript has 3 exons. Lineage: Eukaryota; Fungi; Basidiomycota; Ustilaginomycetes; Ustilaginales; Ustilaginaceae. The coding region runs from base 1 to 639 and encodes 212 amino acids. Gene Ontology annotation, cellular component: mitochondrion; respiratory chain complex IV.
AUGUCGGCCACACCGGAACCAGCGCCCGCGCCAACGAGGAACGAGCGCAAAGCAUGUUGGUCACACCGCGACAGCUACUUUGCAUGCUUGACACAGAAAGGCGUCACUAUUCCACCAGGAACAGACAUGAGCGAUGGAAGGGGGCCCAUCGGAAAGGCCGCCAAAGCAGAACAAGAGAGACUAGAAAGGGACAAGAAGCAAAGUGUCGACGAAGCACGGAAGCAAGACCCUUGCCUCGCAGAACGACAAGGUGGACUACUUCAACAAGAGAAGAGUGCUCGAGGAACGUCAGAGGAUGAUGUACGAGCAAUCCGCAUCGCAAGGGCCCAAGCCCUGAAUGGGGACCGCCUCUUUGCCGUCUCUCCGAAGCUUGAGCACACCCUGCGAUCUUUCGCCAUAACCACUCGCCCGACUCGCAACCGCCCAUUUCGGUAUCGUUCCGACGACGUCCCACCAUUUUUCCGCCGCAUCAUCUGCAUCACCUCUUACGCUCCGAACCUCCAACUAUCUCGUGGCUUCUGGACCCACAGCCCAGCAGAAGAGCUGCGGCGCAUCGCAGACUUCGCCUUCCCGUUUAUGGCUGCGCAUGAGCCACGCCGGAUCUCACACAACGCCUACCUACCACCACAGAGGCCCUAA